GUGAGACUUCCUUCUUCAAAGAAAAAGGAAGCAGCUUUGGUUUGCUGCAGAUUGGGGUUAGGUAUGGAGAAGUGGAUGAAAACGGCGGGAAGUUUGUGAUUGUCGACGCAAACCAACACGCAUUCUGAGAGGAGAAGACAAAAGAUAGAGUAUGGGUUUCGUGGCUGAAGCAAAAGGAGAGAAAGAUUUAUAUCCAACAGUGUCCUGAAUUACGCUUUGUAAAUCAAAUCAAUAUACGGACAAUAACCGUCCGUUGGUGUCCUGUUAUAAAGUUAUUUGCUUUUUAUAUCCUCCUUUUAAGGGUCUCUUCUUUCUUCUCUCUCUCUCUGUGUUUCUUUCAUGGGUGUGCUUAGCUCGUGAAGGGUCUUCUUCCUCUUCUUCUUCUUCUUUCUUGUAUUUUCAUCUGAGUUCUUCUUCAAUGGCUAAUGUAGACGGAGAUGAUCUCAGUAGUUCUUUCUCAAGGUGUUAUAACGAUGAGCUAUACACAGAGCUAUGGAAAGCUUGUGCAGGUCCAUUAGUGGAGGUUCCUCUUGCUGGAGAGAGAGUUUUCUAUUUCCCUCAGGGUCACAUGGAACAGCUUGUGGCUUCAACUAAUCAGGGAAUCGAAUCAGAAGAGAUACCUGAUUUCAAACUUCCUCCCAAGAUACUUUGUCGAGUUCUUAGUGUCAUGUUAAAGGCUGAGCAUGAAACAGAUGAAGUUUACGCUCAGAUCACAUUACAACCAGACGAAGAUCAAAGUGAACUUACAAGUCUUGAUCCACCUACUGUUGAACCAACAAAACAAAUGUUCCACUCGUUUGUAAAGAUUCUAACAGCUUCAGAUACAAGCACUCAUGGUGGAUUCUCUGUUCUUCGCAAACACGCCACUGAAUGCUUGCCUGCCUUGGACAUGGCACAAGCUACUCCUACUCAAGAGCUUGUCACUAGAGAUCUUCAUGGGUUUGAAUGGAGGUUUAAGCAUAUAUUCAGAGGACAACCUAGGAGGCAUCUACUUACAACUGGUUGGAGUACAUUUGUAUCCGCAAAAAGACUUGUAGCUGGAGAUGCCUUUGUGUUCUUGAGGGGUGAGAAUGGGGAUUUAAGAGUUGGAGUGAGGCGUUUAGCUCGGCAUCAAAGCACAAUGCCUACUUCGGUUAUCUCUAGUCAGAGCAUGCAUUUGGGAGUCCUUGCUACAGCUUCUCAUGCUGUUGUUACCAAAACUAUCUUUCUUGUGUUUUACAAGCCCAGGAUUAGCCAAUUCAUAGUAGGAGUGAACAAGUAUAUGGAAGCCAUGAAGCAUGGAUUCUCUCUUGGUACCAGAUUCAGAAUGAGAUUUGAAGGAGAAGAGUCUCCUGAGAGGAUGUUUACGGGUACUAUUGUGGGAAUUGGAGAUCUAUCUUCACAAUGGCCAGCUUCUAAGUGGAGAUCAUUGCAGGUUCAAUGGGAUGAGCCAACAACAGUUCAGAGACCAGACAGAGUCUCACCAUGGGAGAUUGAGCCUUUCUUACCAUCUUCCCCAGUUUCAACACCUGCUCAUCAAUCACAACCCAAAUGCAAACGGUCAAGACCUGUAGAAUCAUCAUCUGUUCUCACUCCAGCUCCAGCCACUUUCUUGUAUAGCGUCCCUCAGAGCCAAGAUCCAUCAACUGAGAGAAACGUAGGUGGAUUCAAUGCUGAGACUCUUCCUCCCUCUGCGAAUUGUUGCUAUAGGUUGUUUGGAUUUGAUCUCACAAGCAAUCCUCCUGCUCAAGACAAGCAAGCUAUAGAAGCUUCUGGAGCUGCCAAGUGUCAAGAACCCAUCACUCCAAGCGCAGCUAAUGAGCCUAAGAAGCAACAAACUUCCAGGACACGAACCAAAGUGCAAAUGCAAGGGAUAGCUGUUGGUCGUGCGGUUGAUUUAACGCUGUUGAAAUCAUAUGAUGAACUGAUAAAGGAGCUUGAGAAGAUGUUUGAGAUCAAAGGACAGCUUCUUACUCGAGACAAAUGGGUCGUUGUCUUCACAGAUGAUGAAGGAGACAUGAUGCUUGCUGGAGAUGAUCCAUGGAAUGAGUUUCGCAAGAUGGCUAAGAAGAUAUUUAUAUAUUCGAGCGAUGAGGUUAAGAAGAUGACAACGAAGUUGAAGAGUUCUUCGUCGUUAGAGAAUGAUCAAAGUAUGGAUUAA
This is a messenger RNA of Eruca vesicaria subsp. sativa (arugula), 2140 nucleotides long. The record is from the annotation of a GenBank genome assembly. Lineage: Eukaryota; Viridiplantae; Streptophyta; Magnoliopsida; Brassicales; Brassicaceae.